AUGAUGCAUCAUGGAAGGGAGCUGAGAGAAAGCAAGAAAAGACGAAGAGAGGUGAAUGAAAUACUCAACAACGAUAUAUUAGAAGAAAUUAUGGUGAGGCUUCCCGUGAAAACUCUGAUUAGAUUCCAAACCGUCUCUAAACAGUGGAGACGUAUGAUAACGUCAAGGUCUUUGAAAGAGAGAUACUCAUUUGCCCUAAAGACGAUGAGUUUGGAAUGGUCUUCGACUUGUCUGGUCGAAGAAGAAGAAGAAUAUCAUAUUAGUAAUGAGCACGAAGAGAGAAUCUUGCUAGUUUCCGAGAGUCUGGAUGGUAUUUUCUGCUUAUGUAGCGGUACGGACUUCAUACGACCAAUUAAGCUGAUAAACCCAGCUACAAGAUGGUCUUGGACACUCCCUCUUGCCAAGAUUCAGAUAGAACAUUCUCCAGACAACAACAAAGUAGAUUUCCCUCGCUCAGGAUUUGGAAAAGACCGCCCAGGAUUUGGAAAAGACUACGUCACAGGAACAUACAAA
Messenger RNA from Camelina sativa (false flax), 513 nucleotides. NCBI's taxonomy places the organism in Eukaryota, Viridiplantae, Streptophyta, Magnoliopsida, Brassicales, Brassicaceae. The record is from RefSeq and is a predicted model, not a curated record.